UUGGAUAUUUACCAUAGGAUAUUAAGACAUAAGAAUUACAUGGUAGCUAUGAUCAACAAGUCCCUCUUACCCGUGCGACUCAAAGUCCCCAUUAUAGGAGAAGUCAUUUUCUUGACACGUGGAUUGAAAUACAAUAUAGAAUUAUUACUAUUUUGGGGACCAUGGUCGCCAUUCGAAAAUAAUUGGCAUCUAAAAGAGGAUUAUAAAAAACUGAAUAAAAGGCAAGAACUCGCACGAUCGUUAUCUAAAAACAUUCUAUGGGUCGGUAUCGCAAAUUUCGUCUUGUGUUUUCUUAUACUCCUGUGGCAGGUUCUGUAUACGUUUUUCAAUUACGCCGAGACUAUUAAACGGGAGCCAAGCGUUCUAGCAAUGCGGACGUGGUCUUUGUACGGUCGGUUGUACCUGCGUCAUUUCAACGAACUCGAUCACGAAAUGAACGCGCGUCUCAGUCGCGCGUACCGUCCCGCUUCAAAGUAUAUGAGCAGCUUCACGUCCCCGAUAAUGACAAUACUUGCGAAGCACAUUGCGUUCAUCACCGGUAGCGUAUUGGCGGUGUUACUGGUUAUAACAUUGAUCUACGAGCCGAUAUUCUCGAUGGAGCGCGUGGUUGCCUACAUGACCAUGCUGGGUGCGGUAGCGGCAGCCGCGAAGGCAAUCGUACCCGAUGAGAAUUUGGUUUGGUGUCCCGAGACUCUUCUAACUGCUGUGCUGGCCCAUACGCAUUACAGACCGGACAGUUGGCGAGGAACCGCUCAUACGCAUACCACCAGGGCCCAAGUGGCACAACUGUUCCAAUAUCGCGCGGUGCAUCUCCUAGAAGAGCUGGUUUCUCCAUUCGUGACGACGUACAUUUUGUGCUUCCGUAUGAGACACCGAGCCUUAGAAAUUGUAGAUUUUUUUCGUAACUUCACGAUUGAAGUAGCUGGAGUUGGUGACGUGUGUAGCUUCGCUCAGAUGGACGUACGUAGACACGGCAAUCCCAUGUGGCAGACUGUAGCGCACAGCCCCACAGUCUCUCCAAUACCGGACGAUCAUAGUGCGGGAUACGACAAUCAAUAUGGCAUCGGUCCAGACAAGUACCACGUGCCGAUGUCGAAUCAUUAUACCCAGGCCGAAGACGGCAAGACCGAAUUGUCCCUCAUACAUUUCACUUUGACGAAUCCCGAAUGGAAGCCGCCGUCCCACGCGGAAAAUUUCGUAACUGCUUUGAAAGAGAGGGCUAAGAAGGAAGUUACUGCCGAUCCUGAUCCUUAUAACAAUCCUCUGAUUGCUAGUUUGAACAGUUUAUCCGGUCUUGGCUAUAGAGAUCACGUGUCGAAUAUUAUUCGAAGCACGAUAAAUCAAGUGAGUGUACCUAGCAUGAGUAACAUAUUCACAAAUCAACCGGGUACAUCGGCCACAUCGGUCGGCGUCGAUCAAUCGUUUGCCACAAAGUCUACCGUUUUACGUCGAGGUGUGUCCAGGACGGAAGGUCCGUUGCACAAUGAUAAAGGAUUCCUAUAUGAUUUGCAGCAGGGUAUAUCGAAUCAGUCGCUAGGUGCUUCUGUAUUCGGAUCGGGCCACAGUUACGUUAUGGAGACGCAUACAGAUCCAUAUGUACCUACAGAAUUAACCGCUGCCGACAUGUCUUUGUCUACAUUGUACCUGCAUGAGCUUCAUCAUAGACAAGUAAGAAGAAGGGGUUACCAAGAAAUGGCAACGAGAAGUAUAUGGCAGCGAAGUCCGGUUCAAGAGCUAGCGUCACUUCCCGAGGUUAGACAAGAAAGAAUACCGCUCCUGUUGCAUCAAGAUUCCUCUUUAAGGAAAAAUAGAGAGUCCUAACCCUAGAAAUUUCAUUUAGAUAGCGUCUGAUUCGCGCAAUAACCAUCAUUUUUAGAAGAAUAAAAUGAUUUUUAUCUGUUUUAUUAUGACGAAUCCAUGAUUUAUUUUACAAUAAGUAAAUAGUCGCAAUAUAUCCGAGAGUGGAAUCGUCUGAUCAUCUCGAUAUUAUAUAGAGGUUAUAUGUCUUCUAAAUAUUUUUAAUUACACAGAAUGCAGAGAGAGCACAUGCUUCUUUCUGUCUCUUUCCCUCUCUCUCUCUUCUUUUUCUGUGUGUGGCCAACGAUCUAAUAACGCCUAUUUUUAAUAUCAAAGGCCUAUUUGAAAGCUUACAUUUUAUAUGUAAAAUAUCCACGUUUAACAUUAUUACAUUUUAUAUUUUGACAUAAUGAGCAAGACUCCAUAUAUGAGGUACAAUUGACUUAAAGGGUUAGAUCCAAUAAAGCAUUAAUAAAAACUUUUUGGCAUUUUUGUAAAAAAGUAAUCGAUAUAUAUAUUUUCUAGAUAAAUUCAUAAUUUUUAGUACCUUGCAAAUUCAUCAUUAAAUUGAUAUAUAGCUGUUUCUAUAAUGAAAGCAUCACAUUAUUUUCGGAAUUUAAAACGACAUGAUUUUGGAGCUUUUUUCUAAAUUACUGCAAAAUCUUUAUUGUUAUUUUAAUUCGAAUUAUGUAAAUAUCG
Molecule: messenger RNA, 2496 nt
Organism: Temnothorax curvispinosus
Lineage: Eukaryota; Metazoa; Arthropoda; Insecta; Hymenoptera; Formicidae
Gene: Atg9
Product: autophagy-related protein 9A
Exons: 5
Biological process (GO): protein localization to phagophore assembly site; autophagy of mitochondrion
Cellular component (GO): phagophore assembly site; autophagosome
Source: RefSeq, a predicted model, not a curated record